Molecule: messenger RNA, 2001 nt
Organism: Penaeus vannamei (Pacific white shrimp)
Lineage: Eukaryota; Metazoa; Arthropoda; Malacostraca; Decapoda; Penaeidae
Source: RefSeq, a predicted model, not a curated record
UUCACUUUGUGAGCGAAUCAGCCUAGAAUAUACCGCUGCAUCCAGGUAAAAGAAAAAGAAAGGGAAGGUAAAAAACAACAAACUAUUCUUUACUUAUUGUUUAGUUAAACAAGAAAGGAAGAAAAAGAAAAUUGUUUUUUUUUAAGAAAGAAAGACUUCCUUAAAGAAAAAGAAAGAAAAGCUAUUUCUUAGAGAGAAAGAAAGAAAAAACUAUAUCAUUCACAUAGAAAGAAAGAUAAAAACUAUUUCUAAAUUAUUCCUUAUAUAAAACGAAAGAAAGGAAAAGAACAAAGAAGAAAAAAAACCCGCACGCCUCGAAAGCCCGAGGUCGAACUCCGGUCUCCCUCCAGCACACGGGGAUGGCGAGGAUGACCUCAUCCCGAGCGCUGGUGACCUUAGCGCUCCUGACGGUGACCUUUGGAGGAGGAGCCCAGGCCUUUCCCUGGAGGGAGCCGAGGCAGACGUCCUUCUUCAGCGGCCUCGUCAACGCCCUCCUCAGGUCGUCGGCGGACUUCCAGAGCAUCGCCUCCACGGCUGACCUGUGUCGCAUGGCCGGCUACGAGGUCGAGGAGCACAGGGUCGUGACCGAGGACGGCUAUGUCCUCACCGUUCACCACGUGCCGCCCUUCGCCAACCCGCGGCGGAAAAGCGGCGAUUCAGAAAGCGAUCGUUCCCCGCCCGCGACGCCAGCCAAAGACGAAAGAAGAGCGAGAAGCGCGGGGACGACAGAAGAGGGAGGCCGCGCGCGCGCUGGUCCAGACAAUGUCGUGUUCCUUCAGCACGGCCUCAUGGGAUCGUCGGACAACUGGAACACUAAUACUGAAGAAGACAGUUUAGCUUACCUCCUCUCCAACGCUGGCUUCGACGUCUGGAUGGGGAACUUCCGGGGCAAUAUUUACUCACGAGGUCACGUCUCCAUGACCCAUGAUGACCCCGACUUCUGGAGGUUCAGCUACGACGAGAUGGCGGGCUACGACCUCCCCUCCAUGCUGGACUACGUGGCCAACCGCACCCGCGCCCGCAACAUGCACUACGUGGGCCACUCGAUGGGCACCACCGUCUUCUUCGCCCUCAUGAGCUCCCGGCCCGAGUACCAGAGCAGAGUGAAGUCCAUGGUGGCCCUCGCGCCCGUGGCCACCGUGCAGAGCAUCACGUCGCCCAUCAAGUACCUCGCGCCCAUCGUCAGCGAACUCCAUUUCAUGCUCCGCCUCUUCGGGAACGACGAGGAGCUCAUGACCAACAGGCUCCUGACCUCGCUGUGGGACCCCUACCGCGCGUGCAGCAACCAGGCCAUCUGCGAGAAUCUGCAGUUCAUGAUCACGGGCUUCGACCCCGAGAGGGCGGACAAGAAAAUGGUUCCUGUUAUCCUUUCGCAUAACCCCGCGGGCGCUUCGACGCAAACUCUGUUCCAUUUUGUACAAGGAUUUAACUCGGGUCGUUUCCAGAAGUACGACUGGGGUAAGAAAGGCAAUAUGCUGAAGUACGGGACAGAACAACCACCCGAGUACGACGUUUCAAAAAUCGACCUUCCAGUCACGCUCUUUUGGGGCGCCAACGACUGGCUGACCGGCAAAGAGGACAUCAACCGACUCGAGAAACUACUGCCGCAACUCCAAGCCAGUUAUAAGGUGUUGAAUCCUGUCUUUAGCCACCUGGAUUUCCUUUGGGCCACUGACGCUCGUUCUCUCGUCUAUGAUAAGCUUUUCGAUAUCUUGAACAACGAAGUGAGAACUUGAUGUUAUUGAUAAUAAAAAGUUAAUUUGUUGAGAUUAUAGACAAUCUGUUUUUAAAAGAUGUGUCUUGUCGAUGUAAUUUUUGUAUUUGGCGUCUGUGAUUUUCGGAUUUUGUUGGGGGGGAUUAUAAUUGAAAAUUGGUGAUAAUCUUUGAACCAGAACAGUGUUGGUACAGUUUUUAUUGUUACUAUAAUUACUCAUUUAUCAUCAUCGUUAGUAUUACCAUUACUGUUAUUAUUAGUUGAAAGAUUAUCAUUAUCAAGAUAAG